This is a messenger RNA of Arctia plantaginis, 1053 nucleotides long. The record is from the annotation of a GenBank genome assembly. NCBI's taxonomy places the organism in Eukaryota, Metazoa, Arthropoda, Insecta, Lepidoptera, Erebidae.
AUGUUUUGUUCAGUCAGUCUGCAGAAGUUAAUGUUCACUCUUUGCUCCGUUCACUCCGUUGCCGAAAUAUUUGGUAACAAAAUGAGUGUAAUGAAGAAUGUUGUGUCGCUGGCAGCUAAGAGUGGUAAAUUAGGCACAAGGAACAAUGGAAAAUUCGGAUUGUUCCGCCCGCUGUUAUCAUGCGCUCCAGUGGCAAUGGUGGGUCUGGACCGCGGGGCACACACCCAGGACCUUACAAAGACCAUGCAGUACAUUAGUAAUGAAAAAGUGAAACUCAAAAUCGACCCUAACACCAUGAAGUUAGAUAAACGCGUAGACAAGCCGCUUGUCGUAAUGAUCAACUGGUUGCUGGCGCGCCAGAAGCAUGUUAUGAAAUACGCAACAUUAUAUUUAGAACAAGGUUUCGACGUGCUCUCUGUGUCUUGCACUCCGUGGCAACUAAUGUGGCCGCAAAAAGGAUCUCAGUUGAUAGCGGGUGAUAUGCUGAAAUUCAUGCACGUUAACGAAAACGACCAGCCUCUCGUGGUUCAUGGGUUUUCCGUUGCCGGCUACAUGUGGGGGGAGGUAUGCGUCCAGGUCAUGAAGAAUCCAGAAUUAUACCAACCUGUUAUGGAUCGUGUGGUAGCCCAAGUGUGGGACUCAGCCGCCGACAUCAGCGAGCUCUCUAUUGGAGUACCCGCCGCUGUUUUUCCCAAAAACCAAAUCAUGCAGAAGACACUGAGGGCUUACAUGGAAUAUCACAUGAAGACAUUUUACGAUGCGGCGACUGUUCAUUAUAUCCGAUCGUCGCAACUGUUCCAUACGAACUUGUGUCACGCCCCGGCUCUGUUCCUGUUGUCCCGAAGCGACCCAGUAGGUGCUGAGAAGAGUAAUAGAAGUGUAUACGACAGCUGGGUUCAAAUGGGCAUUAAGUGCACCUGGAAAUGCUGGGACAAGUCGCCCCACGUGCAACACUAUACACAUCAUGCCAAAGAUUACGUUGCAGCUCUUUACGAACACUUUAACGCAUACGGGCUCGUCAGUCAGCCAGAGAAAAUGCGCAUGCGGUUAUAA